AUGGCGUUGUCCGCCUUCCAGAAGGUGGCCAUGGUGUCCGGCCUCGUGCUGUGCGUCUCGCUGCUGCCUGCCCAAGGCCUUCCUGUCCGCGGGAGGAGGCCGGAGCCGCCGCCCGCGCCCUCGGGAAAGAUGGGUCGAUUUCCGCCAAUGAUGCACCACCAGAUGCCAUCCGAUGGUCCGGCUGCUGGUGCCCAUUUCCCCAGAUCUCACCUUGCAGAGGCAAUUGCAAAAACCAAGGGAUCUGGUGGCAGUGUGGGAGGUGGUGGUGGAAGAGGCCUUAUGGGACAGAUUAUUCCCAUCUAUGGUUUUGGAAUUCUUCUCUACAUCUUGUACAUUCUGUUUAAGCUCUCUUCCAAGGGGAAAACGACUGCAGAGGAACGGAAAUCUGCCACUGCUCUCCAUGGAAAUCCAACUAGGAAGAUCACCAAUUAUGAGCUUGCUCAGCUCCAAGAGAAACUGAGGGAGACAGAAGAAGCCAUGGAAAAGUUAAUCAACCGAGUGGGACCAAACUAUGAGAGGGCACAGAACAUGACUUCGGACCAGGAAAAACGGUUACUGCAGCAACUCCGAGAAAUCACCAGGGUCAUGAAGGAGGGCAAACUCCGGGACAGCCCCUCUCCCGAGAAAGAAGCUGAGGAAGCCCCUUACAUGGAGGACUGGGAAGGCUACCCAGAAGAGACCUACCCAGUUUAUGACCUUUCGGACUGUGUCAAGCGAAGGCCAGAUACAAUCCUAGUGGAUUACCCUGACUUGAGCCAGGCCUCUGCUGAGGAGAUAGCAGAAAGAAUGGGGGGGCUAGAGGAAGAAGAGGACCACUUAUGCUGUGACAGUCUGCCAGCUGACCUGGGUGAGGUCAGCCAGGACUGCCAAGCCCAGAAAGACAAGCCUGUCAGUUUUAGUGACCUUCCUCCAAGCCAGAAAGUAGAGUGCACAUGCUGUCAGCAUGAAGAAGAUGAUCCUGCCAUCAUAGCCGAGAACAUGGUGUUCCCCCUGGAUAGCAGCAGAGAGCCGGAGGAAACAUACCUGCAUUCCAGAGAGGCAGUGCUGGGGAACAGACUGGAGGAGGCAGAUGAGGCGGGCACGUUAAGGAAGCGGAACCUUCAGGGUUUUGAGUGAAUCGAGGCUGUGUGGUUAGUUGUCUGGGUCCCAUAGGUAACCCACUCAUCCUUCCCCUUUGGCCCGGUGACCUGCAGAGCUCCCCAUCCCGUAGCAGCUCCUCCUCUGUGAGGCUGGUCCAGUGUAGCUGAUACCACCUGCCCCCCGGGCCAUAUUUUUGUUGACAUGCAGAGCAAUGCAGAGACGGGUGGGGACAGGAGGUGUCAUAGCUACAGUCAUCCAGCUUCUCAGAACAGUCAGUGCAUUCAGUAGUCAUUAUCUGUUAAUUAUUCCCAAUUUGGCCACAAGGGGCAGGAAGUUGGCCCAGAAGUAUAGCCCACACCUUCUCUCCAGGAACAACAGACACACGUGGCUUUCCUUUCCGUAGGCAGAAGCUGGUAGACAACCAUUCAAUAACAAAGAAGUCCUGAGUUGCCCAGUUAUGUGAGUUUUGGUAUGGUGAGAAGACAGGCAGUUUACUUUGAAGGAGAGAUUGGCUUUAUUUGGAAUAAUCGUCGGUUAAAUAUAAAAUGAACCUCUUUCUAAGUGCAAAGGAGGGAGCAUCCCCCAAAUCUUAGAGUCUAAUCUAUCCUGUAACUAAGGAAGAGUUCCAUCUACAACAUCCCUGACAAGAGGUUGUUUAGACUUUGCUUGCAAACCUCCAAUGAAGGACACCACGCUACCUUCUGAAGCUGCCAGUUCUACUGUGAGAAAGCUCUAAUGGUUAGGGAGUUUUCCCUCACAGCAAGCCUAAACUUUUCUCUCUGUCUCUCCAUCCGUGGCUCCCAAAUCUGCUCUCAGGCCUAAUCAGGACAAGCCUUUUGUUCCAUGUAACAGCAUUAAGGCAUCUGUCCCCCAGGCCCGGCCUGUCUCCCCUAUGUCUUCUUCAGCCUAAACAUCUUUACUUCUGUCAUCCGUUCCUCAUAUGGCAUUAUCUCAUUCAAGGUCCUUCACCGUCCAGGUGCCCUCUAGUCACUCUCCAGCUUGUCACAUUCCUCCCUAAAAUGUGAGCCACAAAACCAGUUGAGGGCAGAGAACCACAGAAUUGUCACCUUCUUGGUCCUGGAAGCUACACCUCUCUUAACCAUAUUGACCCAUGUUGAACUGCAGUCCACCAAAACCCAGAGGUAUUUUUCAAAUGAAUUUCUUCUAGCCGUACCACUAACCUUGUAUUUGUAAAAUUGAUUUUUUGAACCCAAUCAUGACUUUACAUUAACCCAUAUUAAAUCUCAUUAGAUAAAUUCAGCCUGUCAGUUUGGGAUUCUGACUUAUUCAUCCAACAUGUUAGAUCUCUCCUAGAUUUUUGCCACUUGCAGAUUUGGUAAGCAUACUAUUUAUACCUUCAUCUAAAUAACUAAUAAAAAGAAAUACCAAAGGACAUGCCAGCCAAGACUUGGCUCUAAGCCAGCAUCAAACCAAUCAGUACUAAGUACUUCUGGGGUCUACCCAUUCAGCCAACUCCAGCUCCACCUAAUUUGGCCCACAUUCUCCCAUCUUUUCUGCAAGAAUAAGACAAGAGAUUUUGUCAAAUGCUUAGCAAAAAUCUAGGUCAAUUUUAACUAUCUCAUUCCCCUGGCCUGCCAAUUUAGUAACCCUGACAAAAAGGGAAAUGAGGUUGAUUUGACAUAAUCUGUUUUCUGUAUAAGCAAUUGCUUCCCCUUGUAUAUGUUCGUUCCUAUCCCUAUAGGAUAGGCACUUUCCAAGAACUUUUCUAGGAAGUCAGAUUCACUAGCCUAUGGAUUGCAGCUGUUAACUUCCUUUAUUUUUUUUUUAACCCGGAUGUUUGUCAUUUCUCCUGCUGCAUCACCUCUCCCUUUCUCUUGUUGUUGUUGGUCAUUUUUCAGUUGUGUCUCAAUCUUCAUGACUCCAUUUGGGGUUUUCUUGGCAGAGAUACUGGAGUGGUUUGCCAUUUCCUUCUCCAGCUUG
This is a messenger RNA of Dromiciops gliroides (monito del monte), 3021 nucleotides long. It is a transcript of the gene RIC3, whose product is annotated as RIC3 acetylcholine receptor chaperone. Gene Ontology annotation, cellular component: neuronal cell body; neuron projection; intracellular membrane-bounded organelle. NCBI's taxonomy places the organism in Eukaryota, Metazoa, Chordata, Mammalia, Microbiotheria, Microbiotheriidae. Gene Ontology annotation, biological process: synaptic transmission, cholinergic; protein localization to cell surface. The record is from RefSeq and is a predicted model, not a curated record.